Molecule: messenger RNA, 1236 nt
Organism: Plenodomus lingam JN3
Lineage: Eukaryota; Fungi; Ascomycota; Dothideomycetes; Pleosporales; Leptosphaeriaceae
Biological process (GO): late endosome to vacuole transport via multivesicular body sorting pathway
Cellular component (GO): multivesicular body
Source: RefSeq, a predicted model, not a curated record
AUGGCGGACACGAUCCCUACAAAGCUCAAGGGCCUGCAGCUGGCCUCAUUUGCCAAGCGCGCAGCCCAGCUUGAGCGCUUCAAGCCCAUUGUCACGUAUUGGCUGCGCUUCUACAUUGUCCAGCGAAUCAUCUCCAGUGGCCUGCACUCGGCCGAUCAAGAAUGCACCGCCUACACCACCGACCUCAUGGAGAAGCUCGAGCAGGCCAAGGCAGACAACCCCAACGAAGAUGCCUUGCUGGACGACACAGUUGCGAGCGCCUAUUGCGAGCAGUUUGCGCUGCAGACCCUCGUAAAAGGAGAGAAGGAAAUGGCAGAGAACAGAGCCAAUGGCGCUACAGCAGACACCCUUCUCGCCGCCUCGACCUUCCUCGAAAUCAUGUCGAUAUGGAAGACAGAAUCCGACCCAGAAAUCACAUCCAAGACCAAGUUCGCCAAGUACCACGCUCUACGCAUCGUCAAGGCCAUCAAGGCUGGUGAAGAUCCAAACCUCACCAAUCCCAUACAAGAACAGCAAGCGGUCGCGUCACCGCCUGACCUCGAUCCGAGCGACCCAGAAGUCCAGCGUAUAGAUCCAGGUGCUCCAAUGCAGCCACCCCAAAACCCAUAUCAGUCGUACGUCGAAACGGCACCAAACACAUCCGCUCAGCCCUCCCCGACCUUCUCUGCACCACCGCUAUCGCCGCCUCCUCUCAACUUUCCCUCCGCUCCCACGGGGAACUCUCAACCCUCUCAUAACGAUGUAUCUCCCAUGUCACAACCAGCUUCAUCCCGUCAAGGCUCCGUAGUCUCGGUAGGUGGCGGCUACUUUCCAAGGACAGACCCUGCACCUCCCACCUUCACAGCGGAACCGACAACAUCCGGUCUGCCCACUGCACCCUCGAUGGACAAUGACCCAAUCAUGUCUGAUUUGCCGGACGCUCCCCAGACACAGACACCAUCGGCCUCGGAUGCCGCAAGCUUCUACCAGAGCACCACCUCUCCACCACCAAUUAUGCAACAACAGCCGCCUCCUCCACAACCACAAUACCCGUCUGCACCCCCACAGAAUCCGUACGCUCAACAUUCUGUCCCACCUCCGCCACCAGCGUCACAAGGGCCGCUAAGAAAUGACGAGGACUCUAUCAUGGAGGCUACUAAGCAUGCAAAGUGGGCCAUAUCGGCCCUGAACUUUGAAGAUGCUGCGACGGCGGUCAAGGAACUACGUAUUGCCUUGAGAGCUCUAGGUGCAAACUAG